This is a messenger RNA of Opisthorchis viverrini, 1743 nucleotides long. RefSeq lists its product as hypothetical. NCBI's taxonomy places the organism in Eukaryota, Metazoa, Platyhelminthes, Trematoda, Opisthorchiida, Opisthorchiidae. The transcript has 8 exons. The coding region runs from base 1 to 1563 and encodes 520 amino acids. The record is from RefSeq and is a predicted model, not a curated record.
AUGCUGCGCUGCGCUCCGUAUUACUAUAUGGAUCAGAAACCUGGCCGCUGUGCGCCGAGGACGUCAAAAAAACUUUCAGUGUUUGACCAUCGAUGUCUUCGGAUCAUUGCCCGAAUCUGGUGGGAACACCGGAUCAGCAAUGCCAAAGUACGUCGAAUGGUAUUCGGGAGAAAUAACUCACCCUCGAUAGAUGAACUGAUCACACUGCAUAGAUUGCGCUGGAUUGGCCACGUGUUGCGUAUGCCAGUCGACCGACUUCCUCGAAGGACUCUUUUCGCACAACCACAUAAUCAUUCGGUUUCCGCAUUCGUUCUUUUUAUGACCACUGUUACGGCGACUUCCGCCUGCUACUGGUCUGACGGUGACUUUUGUGUAUACAAAUGCGCUAGCACAAAUGCCUAUGCCCUCGGAUUUCUGAAAACACUUGAUGUGAACAACCGUCAGUGUACCGUCGUUUCGUGUGCCUCUGGUGUGGAACGGCAGCUAUCAUCAGACGACUUGUUGGCACUCACCCCAGACACAAUCAAGUUGGUCACAGACCCGAAUCUGCACAAACUAUCGUUGGAUCAAAGACUUGACUCGACUUAUUUUACCCAGAAGCUUGGAAAAAUGACGUCCGCCAUGGCAGGAAAGAUCGCGUUUGUACAAGACUACCCGCUUGGACGCACAAAUUUUCUUUCAUACUAUCAACAUGACAUUGAAUUGGUCGGACACGAAAGAAAGAAAGCGUUCAGCUGUAGCACCCUUCCGGUGCCUAGCUGCCAUGCCACCCGAAGUAAGCACGAGGGCUGGGAUACUGCCACGUUGCCCAAGCCUAGACAGGGGAAGUCGAGUGGCGGGGGUCGGAUUCGAACCACGGACCUUCCGCUAUCGAAAAAACUUGCAAAAUCAAAACCACCAGAGCCUGCCAAAGUAGUACCGUCCACUAGUUGGACUGUGGGCCAGAUGUGCAUCUGUAUGUGGUCCGAGGAUGAGGGCUACUACUUCGGUACAAUCCAAGAAGCUCGCCCAGAAGAAGAUCAAUACAUCGUCAGCUUCUGUUACUAUAACAAUACCGAGCUGAAACGAGCAGCCGAUCUGCAUGAGUUGGGCUCGGAUUUCGAGCUUCUCGUGGAAGAUGAGUACAACAAAACAGCUGCCGGGAGAUUGCGGAAGCGUCCGACGUUCCAUCGGAAAGCCGAACAGGUGAUGACAGAUGAUGUAGAACAAACGACAAACGAGUACGCCGCUCUGAUGACUUUGGCUCCUGAUGGUUCUGCCGCCACCAACACAGCCAUCCCCGUUUCCAAAGUCGACUACCCUCAGCCGGCGACGGUUUCUCAAAAACCUACGACCCGACUAAUACCUGGCCUGGCUUCAUCGUUUGGAGAUCAACAACCGACGUUUACCGCCCCACCGACUGGAUCGUUUCCUCCGUCUUUUCCCAACCUCGCCACCUUGAAACAUUGCAACGAGGUCCAGGAUACGGGUCAGGCACCUUGGCAAGCACUACUAAUCAGCUGGUUCAUGUGCGGCUAUCAUACUGGCUAUUUUGAGGCACUUCAAUCAGCAGCAAAACGCUGAAUCUGCACUCUUCGGUUUGAGAUCCUCACCCCUCCUUUAUUUUCACGCGUUUAUGCCGUCACCCGUAUGUCUCCACCUGCUUUCCAGUCUGAGUACUGUGCCGAAUUCAAACUCGAUUGUUUUGCUUCACUGCCCAAUCGAUUUAUGUACGAUAUGAAAAUUGCCUUUCUACCUUUUUUG